GAAGCUUUUAAAACUGCCAAAGCUCACAGACUACCUGCAGGAUGGCGCUGAAAGUCAAGAAGCCUGAGAAGACAACCUGGAGGUUUGGUUUGGACUGCACUCAUCCAGCAGAAGACGGAGUUUUUGAUUCCGCAAAUUCUGAGCAGCUUCUACGGGAGAAGGUUCAAGUCGGUGGGGAAACUGGAAAUCUUGGGAGAGCUUCUUACAAUGCAUGCUUUGCGAAUAAAAUCACAGUGGUUUCCGAGACACAGUUCUCUGAAAGAUGCCUGAAAUGUCUUACUGAGAAAUACCUUCAGAAGAGCAGUCCUCACGCUUGGCCUCGUGGGGUCGCACCUGACGAGGAGACUCGUGAGCUUUGUCACUUCCAGACUGGUCGAGAUGAGCAUGGGUCUCGGUUUGAGGGCCAGGGGACCCCAGCUGUUACAGGGCUUUGCUUACUAAUAAACAAAUGGAGCGCACAAGAGAAACAUCUAGUAAUGGACUUGUAGUUUACCAGUGAAUAUACAACACAGCGCUCUG
Phyllostomus discolor (pale spear-nosed bat) is the source of this 519-nucleotide messenger RNA. RefSeq names its product 60S ribosomal protein L22-like 1. Gene Ontology annotation, biological process: cytoplasmic translation. Lineage: Eukaryota; Metazoa; Chordata; Mammalia; Chiroptera; Phyllostomidae. The transcript has a single exon. Gene Ontology annotation, cellular component: ribosome. The record is from RefSeq and is a predicted model, not a curated record. The coding region runs from base 42 to 488 and encodes 148 amino acids. Gene Ontology annotation, molecular function: structural constituent of ribosome; RNA binding.